AAUGGACGCCGGCUACUUUCGCGGAGCCAACUCAGAGCAGGAUGGACGAUUUUCGGAUAAAGAGAAGAAAUUGUUGAAAACGAUGAAGUUUGAGCCGCAGUUAGAGCAAAAGAUCGACCUGAAUCGCUGCAAUAUGGACGUCAUCAAGCCGUGGAUUACGGCCCGUGUCAACGAUAUACUGGGGAUGGAGGAUGAUGUCGUUGUCGAGUAUAUUCUAUCACAGAUUGAUGAUAAGAAUUUGAAUCCGAAGCUUUUACAGAUCAACGUCACAGGCUUCCUGAACGCCCGUCGCGCCCGGGAAUUUGUCGGCGACCUCUGGAAUCUGCUCAUCGAGGCAAAUGCAUCAGAAGACGGAAUUCCAGCAUCGCUAGUCAAUCAGAAGAUGGCCGAGAUGAAGACAAAUGAUCGUGAUGAGAAGGGCGACGAUCGGGAGGAUAACGACUGGACAAAUCGCUACAAGACCCUGAGUAACGGGCGGUACACUGGUCCGGCUCGGGAGAAAGCCGUCCGCGACGAUCGUAUUCCGGCAAGAGCGCUGAGCCCGAGAAAAACUCCGCCACGACGGAAUGCGAGUCCUGGAGGAGAUGGUGGUGGAGGAUCACCGGCCGCCAGACGAGGUGGAUCUGCCGGGAAUCGGAGAAGAUCACCGCCGAGAAGGGGCUCGCCGAGAAGAGGAUCCCCGCGAAGAGACACCAGAAGAAGCCCACCACGACGACGUGGAUCUCCGCCGGCACGGGGAGGAGAUCGUCGGGAUCGUCGGGAGGAUCGCCGUCCAGUCCGUGACGAGAAAGAGCGGGAGGAAGAGUCGCGUCGGCGAGAAAUUGAGCGUAAAAAGCGUCAUGAAGAGGCAGAGCUCCGUCAGAAGGCUAUAGCUUCAGUGGCGGCCAGAGCCAAGUCUGGAAGCCCGAGACGACGCAGGUCUCCAUCUGCGUCGAAGAGCCCCCCGCCAGCGAGAAGACGCCGCUCACCAUCUCAAUCCAAGAGCCCAGCUCCAAAAAGAGCAAAAUCCAGAUCGAAAAGCCCACCGGCUCCAGCAAGAAGAAGAAGAUCCCCGUCAGCUUCGAAAAGCCCACCGCCGGCUCCAAAAAGAGCAAAAUCUAGAUCCAAAAGUCCGCCGGCUCGGAGACGCCGAUCUCCGUCAGCUUCAAAGAGCCCACCGGCUCCACGAAGACGCCGCUCCCCGUCCAAAUCCAGAAGCCCGGCUCCAAAAAGAGAAAUUCCUCCAGCUCGGAGACGCCGAUCCCCGUCAGCUUCAAAGAGCCCACCGGCUCCAAAAAGAGCCAAAUCUAGAUCCAAAAGCCCUCCGGCUCCAAGACGUCGCAGAUCUCCAUCUCAAUCCAAAAGCCCGGCUCCACGAAGACGCCGCUCCCCGUCGAAAAGCCCACAGGCUCCAAGACGCCGCCGCUCUCCAUCCGGCUCAAAAUCUAGAAGCCCACGACGUCGCCGCUCCCCAGCAGCAGCUCCCCGCCGUCGCCAGAGCCCACAGAGACGAAGAUCCCCGCGAAGACGCCGCUCCCCAUCAUCAUCAUCCAGAAGCAGAAGCCCACCACCACCACCACGUAGACCACGUCAGGAUUCGGAGCAGCAGGCUCCGGUGGCCGUAAAGAGCCCGGAAAUGAAGAAACGGCGGCCGAAUGAUACGGAUUCUGAUGUUUCUGUUGAUUCGGAGGCGGAAGAGGAGCGUCGUCGUAAGAAGGCAAAGAAGGAGAAGAAGGCCGCCAAGAAGCAUAAGAAGGAGAAAAAGAGCAAAAAACACCGAAAACGCCGUUCACCAAGCGCAUCCGAAUCGGGAUCUGAAAGUGACUGAAACUAAAAAAAAAUUUUAAUUUUUUUUCAUUUUCCUAUUGAUUACUUUUUUUUAUUGUUAAAAAAUGGUCUCUGUCCUCUCAUUUAUUUAUUUUUUCUUUUUUUUCCACAUUUUUUAAAUCGUUUUUCUCUUUUUUCCUGCUGUUCCCCUCCGCUAAACAAGUCUAAAAAUCUGUUUUAUUCAUCAUUUUUUAAUCUAUUAAACUGUCUCGCCUCGA
This is a messenger RNA of Caenorhabditis elegans, 2024 nucleotides long. RefSeq names its product PWI domain-containing protein (gene rsr-1). Gene Ontology annotation, biological process: mRNA processing. The coding region runs from base 2 to 1807 and encodes 601 amino acids. Lineage: Eukaryota; Metazoa; Nematoda; Chromadorea; Rhabditida; Rhabditidae. Gene Ontology annotation, cellular component: nucleus. The record is from RefSeq and is marked reviewed. The transcript is spliced from 4 exons.